AGAUGUAGAUUCUCAAUUUACCUUAAUCUAAAUCGCUAAGCCAGAGUUCAAGAGGUUGCUUUAUCUGUUGUAAAUAUGGCUUUCUCAAAAUUGGGGAUUUUUUUAGAAGUUGUCUUUUUUCUUCAAAUUAUUUGUUAUCAGUGUUAGCAAAAACCUCCCGUAGCGACCGGCGAAAUCCUCAGUUCACCUUAACCUUCCAUAGAGAGACAACCAUGGCGUUCCGAACGGUGCUGUUAAUUGUGUUGGUCGGUUUAAUUUCUGUAUCGACGGCCCAGGAUAGUGACGAAAGCGACUCCUCGGUAGAUUAUGAGGAGUUGGCGAAAUAUCUAGACCUGCUCGAGCCCAGCUGCCUGAGGCUGACCGGAUCUAACAAAACCUACGAACAGUUGGUUAUCAACAGUGUUUACGUGCCUCUUUACCUUUCCUCCAAACUUGACGUGGCGGACUUUCAACGAGAUCUGAAAACCUUGGACGAAUCAAACAGAGAAAAGUUCUUCCCCAAGUAUUGUCGCCAGUUGCUUAGAUCUCUUAGUGUUCUAGAGCCGGUGACUACAGAGCUUCGGAAAUGCCUGGAUCCAGAAGAGGUCGAACUCUUGGACCUUCUCAUUGAUAUGCUGCCGGAAGCGAUCAACCUUGCCUGCAAGGACAACGGACAGAUCUUCUUUAUGGACGAUUCCAACAAGUGCUUGGAUAAAUUUACUGGUUACGUGAAAAAGUGCGCAGCCAAAGUCUCGAAAACGACCGAAGCGGUAGACCUGUCCAACUACGGUCGGCAGCAGUGCAAAGAGCUGGCCGAGGUUCGGGAGUGCUUCGAGCAGAAGACGGCUGGCUGCAAAGGGCCAAGAUUGAUGGAAGAUUGA
Culex pipiens pallens (northern house mosquito) is the source of this 860-nucleotide messenger RNA. RefSeq lists its product as uncharacterized. The transcript is spliced from 3 exons. NCBI's taxonomy places the organism in Eukaryota, Metazoa, Arthropoda, Insecta, Diptera, Culicidae. The coding region runs from base 213 to 860 and encodes 215 amino acids. The record is from RefSeq and is a predicted model, not a curated record.